CUGCGACCCUUCGACCUCAUGGCUGUGUGUGCAGCUGACCGUGCUGCUGGCAAUGGCUUCGUCCUUCUCGAUGUCGGCCGCGACUCCAAGGGGCGUAAGGUCCCUUCUCUUGAGCGAGUCCAGCGGAAGGUCCAAAAGCAUCUGCUCGCGGACAAGAAGAGGUUGUCCGUUGUAAAGAAGCUUUACAUCAAAGGCGACUGGAACACCGCAAAGCCAACGAAGAAACAGGACGAGGCGAGUCAAGAUCGCCUUGAAGAUGUCUAUAUUUUACAGAAGACACUUGCUGACGCGCAAGAGUGGAAAGAUGGUGUCCGCGCUGUCCGCAAGCUGAUUCGUGCCAUGGGCAAGCUGAAGGAGCUGGUUUGGAUCUCCGGCCUGCCAUUCUCGGCAUCUGUCUUCAUCGACCUUCCGACGAAGCUUACAAAGUUGGUCCUGGAUCUUGGAAACCAUGUCCACGUCGUUGAUAACAGCGUCCACUUGACGAUCUUGCACAUAGCGCCAGACGACAUGAAACCACUGUUGAGAAUGACAAGGCUGCAGGAGCUUCGACUACUACGGCUCCAAGACUCCAUGCAAUCCAUCGCAUGGAAGACUGUCUAUUCGAAUCAGCUUCCUGGAGGUAUGCGCAUUCUCGAACUGCAGAUGGACUCCGAGCCUAUCCUACGCAACAAUAACAACAAAUGGCACAAGGCUGUAGAUGUGCACGGCUUGACGGUGGCAUUGCCAAAAUUACUCGAGACACCAUAUAAAGGCCGCGAUGGCAAAGGAAGCCUUCAUUGGAGCUUCGGCUAUGGUGAGUAUCUUGACGGCGACUGCAUCCGGAAGGCGAGGAUUGCGUCUGGUGUGGAGGAACCGCUACCCCUUCCGCUGCGAAGCCUCAAGCUCGACGGGUUCGUCAUCGACCAUCUUCCGUUCGAAAACGAGCUCAGGGAUCUCACUCUGCUUACUUGUGGCGAGAAGUGCAUCGACGCUGGUAUGCGAGCACCGAAGACACAGGCCGAACCAUACCACCCUUGGUGCAAGACGGUCAACAAUGCCGCCUGUGGCUUCCUCUUGCAGUGGCCAAGCUGGACCGGAAUCUUUGACAUUGAAGGCGAUCAGCGCGACACUCACGGCAAUGUCGUCGCUCAGGAAGUUGGCCUAUCGACUCCAUAUACAGAGUAUCCACCUUCUUCGUCGCUUCCAGUACCGCUUACGGAAGAGGCCUUGAACAUGAAAGGCAUCAGUGACGCACUGAACGACGUACCAAAGCCUGCUUACUUUAGUUUUGCGCCAACGGUGUCUUCCCUGUCGGUCCCCGAUACACCUCUCGGCGGUGCAUCCAACCUUUCUGAGCGUGGCUCCGAAGUCCCGACACCAGCAAGACUCUCUAUUACUACGACCGACGAGGUACCUGUAGACGGCUCAAUCACGUCCGGCGCAAGCUCUUUAGCCAGCUCUGAAAUUAUAUACGACAACGGUGCGGACGAUUCUAUGCCAGAAGAUUCACCCACUUCAACAACCUGCAACAACAGUUUCGGAAGCGACGACCGAGCUCAGGGGCAUAGGGUGAGAAAGUCUUUGUCUGACAGCUACUGGGUCCUUGGUCCUUCUUGAUUGCGAGGUACUCGGCUAUCGACAUUGGGCUGACACCAGGAGUUGGGCUGUGUGAGUGCAAAUCGAAAGCCAGGUAGUCUCACACGUGAGAAUCUCCCUUCAGGUUCU
Messenger RNA from Boeremia exigua, 1704 nucleotides. RefSeq lists its product as uncharacterized. The transcript has 5 exons. Lineage: Eukaryota; Fungi; Ascomycota; Dothideomycetes; Pleosporales; Didymellaceae. The record is from RefSeq and is a predicted model, not a curated record. The coding region runs from base 19 to 1596 and encodes 525 amino acids.